Molecule: messenger RNA, 2393 nt
Organism: Eriocheir sinensis (Chinese mitten crab)
Lineage: Eukaryota; Metazoa; Arthropoda; Malacostraca; Decapoda; Varunidae
Exons: 9
Coding region: 109-2268 (719 amino acids)
Source: RefSeq, a predicted model, not a curated record
AGAGGGAGGGGAGAGAGAGAGAGAAAGAGAGAGGAAAACAAACAUGGCUCAUCGCGGGGCUUGUGAGGGACAGUUUUAGCUUUAUUAUCGCCCCGUGAAGUGCAGGUGAUGGGCGAGGUGGCGGCGGCGGGCGUGCAGGUGGCGGCGCAGGUGUGUGCAGCGCCGAGGACAGCAUUCAGCGGUGAGGAUGGCCUGGAGGAUGAGCGGGAGAAGGCGGUGGCGGCGGCGGUGGACGUGGUGGCCGCCAGCGCGCGACGUGGGGUGGUCACCCUGUGUGCCAGCGUCGCCCACAUCAUCAGGAAGAACUUCAGGCUGCAGCAACAGGUGAUGGAACUGGAGGGUCGUCUGAGGGAGCUGGAGACACUGGCCGGCCUCCCCGAGAACAGCAGUGCCUUCAGCCAGUGCCAGGAGGAUAGUGCUGGCAGCCAGGGGCCAGAAUGCAGCAGUGCCACCAGCCAGUGCCCCUCCACCUCUGAGAGCCUCCCCGAGUCCCCGUCAUCACAGCGGUGUGGCUCAGCACCUCCGCACUACCCACCUGGCUUCCCGAGGCCGUACCAGUGCCAUGGGCCGGCUCUGAGGAAGGCAAGUGAUCCUGAAGGUGGCGCUGGCUUCCUUCGGGGACGCACCAGGGCCUCCACCGGGAACUUGAGUCACUGCGGUCCUGGGGCGAGGUCAUCAUUUGUGAGGAGGAAGUACCGCAGCAUCAGCCUUCGAAGGGUCAGACGAACUACCACCGCCAUCACACCCUUUGCCGGGAGACAGGGGCGGCCAGGAGGAGACAGCCAGAGGAGCAGCACGGCCAGCCUGGAGCAGCAGCCAGCCAGCAACAGCAACACCAGCAGCAAGUCAUGUAUUGUCACUGUGGCUGAGGUGCAUCUUUCCCCCGAGACCACCGCCACCACCACCACCACAAACUCAACAGAGGGCGAUGCUGUGAAGAUGUUGGCGCAGAAAUUGACCAGCGUGUUGCAGGAAGACAGCACUAACCCCCAGGAAGACAUGGAUGACCUGGUGUUGUCUGCACCGCACCCGCUGGCUGGCUGCGAGUGUGCCGUGUGUCUGCAGCUCUCCACACACCCGGACGUCCUCCCCUACGAGAUUGUCACAGAUGAGGGGUCGCUGCUUCCCCGGGGCAGUACAGUGUUGGUGAGUGGCCAGCGGGUGGGCACUGUGGUCUACUUUGGGCACUGCAGGCACCAGGCAAAGGGCGCCAGCAGCCCACAUCGACUCAAGGCAUCACCAACACCCCAGCAGCAGCAGCAGCUCCCCUCAUCACCCAGCACCCAGCAGGCCCCCACAGCAGGCAGCUCACCACCGCCACCCCACCAGCAGCUGCCUCUUCCUGCAGCACCCAGCUCCUGCGAUGGGCCACAAGUAGGACCAGCCAGCCCCAUCGGGGUGACUGUGAUACUUUGGCCACCAGACGAGGGUGAAGUGUUUGUGCCGCUAAAUGAAGUCAUCUGUCAGCUGGACGACGAGGGGAUUCCAGGCAGCUCCGAAGAACAGUCCAGCCUUGUCGAGGAGGGAGAUGACAGGAGAAGCGUCGGUGAUGAGGAAGACACCCCCGCCAUCCUUCACAAGGGCAGCACGCACCCUGACCACACCCUCACAGAGCUACAGGAAGCACCUAAAGGCAUGACAGAGACAGAGUGCAUAAUGGAAGACGCGUUACCUCCAGUGACAGGCUUUGGUGCCACAGAGAACAGAGAAAAACCUUGCAAACACCCUCGCCUAAGGUCAGUUUCUGCCUCCCACUGCUCGUAUGAAACACUGGAGCACGGCAACGAGGCAGCAGAGUCAGACAGAGGAGAAAAAACAGACAGAGUACCCAAGACCCACACACUGGCCAGGCUGAACAGCGCAGACGCAGCACGAAAGAGGACACAUGCAGGAAUGAAUCACAGCCUGCCGGCCUCCCCCAGACAGUGGAGGGAGUUUGAAGGGGAUCCUGAAGCACACUACUCGGACAGCGACAAAGGGAAGCUCCAGUUUGGCGACACGUGGGACUCUGGCUGCUACAUGAGUCUGGGCCGGCAGAGCAGCGAGUGUUCUGAACAGUUUUCUGAUCUCGAGAGCGAGUACAGCAGCACACCGUGGGCCAGCAGCUUGGAGGAGGCGCUCGACUCAGUGUGGAAGAGACACAGACAACGCGACGCCCACAGCCCCUUUCCCAGGAGACAACCCACUGACACCUUCUUUGUGGAUAGGGAGAUUGAGCUGCAGGACUACAGGAUUCUUAAAAAGGCAAGGGACGAUGCCAUAGGGUGAAGGAGUGAGUCCAGGCGCCACAGCUCCAGUGUCUGUGGCUGCUGCUGGCCCUCCUGUUCCUGUCAUCACCCUUGGGCAAACACCACCAGCACCACUUGCCCAGCCUUGCUUCCAUAUCCUGAGGA